Molecule: messenger RNA, 3680 nt
Organism: Culex pipiens pallens (northern house mosquito)
Lineage: Eukaryota; Metazoa; Arthropoda; Insecta; Diptera; Culicidae
Product: leucine-rich repeat neuronal protein 3
Exons: 5
Coding region: 641-2173 (510 amino acids)
Cellular component (GO): extracellular matrix
Molecular function (GO): protein binding
Source: RefSeq, a predicted model, not a curated record
UCGGUCGGUAGUCAAUGGAAGGUUGAGGUGUUUGCGCGCGCACGCGAUUUUGUGGGAUCGGUUAAGGUGCAAGUCAAUGAAGAUGCUGUGCGAAACGAGUUAAGGUGCCGGAGAACGUGCGCGGAAUGUUGUUGUCGUGGGAUUGUUUUGGAUUCUUUGUGAUCGGUUUAUUUGUGGAAGAGAAUCGAUGUGAGUUUGCAGAUAGUGAAGAUUGUGUUCUGAAAGCACCCAAAAACUCAUCACACACACACCUCUGUGUUAUCCCCUUGAUAAGAUAAGAUAAAAUGCUGCUGCCAUGGUUCUUAUCAGCGCACGGUAUGACUCCGAGCGAUCCAGGUUGGUUGGCCCAGUUCCGACUCCGGUGGCGGCCAGUGCAGUGCGAAAAGUGUCCCACGUUGGUGGUAAUAACGCACGACCAAUUGCUCCUCGAAGGGUUGAGUCAAGUGCGCAGGUCGUGAAUCAUAGUGAUUAAGCUCGGAGGGGGGUUAUUAGUGCAAAUUAUUAAGGAGAAAAAGAAGUCAUUAAGUGGAUGCCAAUCGAAGAAACAAGCGGAAUUGUGCGAAACUAGUCUGAGGGAUGUGAUUUAGUGUGAUUCUUGUGAAUUUUUAUUAAGAAAAAUAAGAGGAAAAGUAACGAAACAAUGAAGCUUUUCAGCAAAGUUUUGCUGAUUUCAGUGGCAGUUUGCAGCACCUUAGUGCUUGCUGUCGAAGAUGACCAGAGUAAAGCUAGCAACAGUACCAAAGAUGACACCUCCAACGCCACCAAAAAACAGGACCAGGACACUGACCAGAAACUCCCGAAUCCACUGUGCGCAUCCUGCACCUGCGACGCCCCCCAGAAAACCUUCAAGUGCUCCUCAAUGAAGCUAUCCUCCAAACUGUUCAACACCACUGGCUGGGCCAGCCUUAACGACUCCGGACUGGCCGUUGACGUCAUGCUGCUGGACCGAAACGGCAUCACCGAGGUCCCAGUGUUUCCCAACCUGGACGUCCGAGUGUUGGACUUGAGCCACAACAACAUCUCCGUGAUCGCCAAGAAGGCUUUCUUUGCGUUGAGCAAACUUGAGGUGCUGGAUUUGUCGUACAACAUGCUGACCACAAAGUCGCUGGUUCCGGCAGUUUUUGAGGGUCCCUAUUCGGCGGACGAUUACGAACCGUUGGGGCAGUUGAGGGUUCUCCGACUCGGGUAUAAUCAGCUUCACUCGCUGGACGCGGAUUUGUUCGAGCACAUGCCGAAUCUGCAGGAAUUGAGUCUGGUUUCGAACGUCUUCAAAACCAUUGAUACCUUGACGGAGAAUGCUUUGUCUAGUGUGAGGACACUUCUCUCUCUGGAUCUAAGUUAUAUGGAGUUGAACUCGGUGCCGGGAGGUUUCCUGAAUGCGAUUGGAGAUCUGACUCACCUCAACUUGACCGGAAAUCUGCUGGAAACCAUCCCGGAAGGGCUGCGAUUCGCACAGAAGCUCAAGUGGUUGAGUUUGGACGAGAAUCCCGUCGGGAACAUUCAGGGAGAUCAUGUCUUCCCCGCCCUCAAGUCCCUCGAAUACCUCAGCCUGUCCUACAUGUCCCCGCUCAAGGUGAUUGGCCGCGGAGCGUUCAGUGGGCUGCAAGCACUCCAGGAGGUCCACAUCAGCAACAAUCCGGUUCUAUCCUAUCUCCAUGUCGAUGCCUUUGCCCGCGAAGAUCCGGACGAUCCGACGCGCCAGAAUUGGCCCCGCGUCAAGCGGUUCUACCUGCACAACAAUAACCUGAGCUCGCUGGACGCGCAGCUGUUGACGCACUGGGCCGAGAUGGAGCUGGUGGACAUCCGGCAGAACCCGUGGAACUGCGACUGCGACAAUCAGUGGCUGGUGGAGACGCUGGUGCCGGUGAUUGAGAAGACGACGCCGAAUACGUUGAACAAUAUUGUUUGCGCCUCCCCCCCGCAGAUGGCGGGCCAGUCGAUGGUGGAGCUGCAGCACAAGCACAGCCAGCUGCGAUGCGGCGACAAGUACGGCAACAACCCCGCCGGCGACGGUGCCCUCCUGAUUGGCCUGCUGAUCGGUGUCCUGGCCGGAAUCCCGCUUACCGCGGCCGUCAUCCUGAUUUACCGCCGGGGCUGUUUCGGGCUGGUGCGGCGCGGUCCGGCCGACUACUCGCGGGCCUUCUACAGCAGAGCCACCAAUGACGAUUUUUAAGAGAGUGGAGGUGAUUUUUUUUUCAGUGUGUGACUUAAUAAAGUGUUAAAUACAGGGGAGAUUUCUUUUUAAACGUGAAAAAAUACUCGCUUUAUUUUGUUAUUAUUUCUUAUUAUUUUAUUAGUUUCGACAAGACAAUUUGUCAUUCUUUCUUUUUUAUUUUGUAUUUUCUUUUUAUGGAAAACUUGUUUUGUGUGUGUGUUUGUUUGUUUUGUUUGUAUAAAUAACGUAUUUUCGUUUCUAGUAGUUACAAUAUUCUUCUCUUUCUCUGUCCUAUACAGAUUAAUAUUAAUAAUAAUCAGAAUAAUAGAAAUUAUAAUUAGAAAGUCCUUCUUCCGAAGACUUGCUCCACAAACUUCUGCGAAAAUAAACAUUGGUACUGCGGCUCUUGCUUAAAAUACAGCAAAAAGUGUAUGUGUGUAUUUGUUUCAGUGUUUUUUAUUCUUUCGCUAAACUUCUAAAUAGGACUCUAUCUUUUCUCUGUACAACUCCUUAUUUGUUUUCUUAUUUGCACUAAACUACACUAUGAUUAGAAAAGAAACUUUGUGUUUACUCUUUCGAUUCUGGUAAUGCUAAAUGUGUUUGUUUAACGUGUAUUUUCAUGUUAGUUUCUUGAUUUUUUUUCUUCAGAAUAUUUAUUUACAAAGAUACACAAAACCUUCCCUUGUUUUUUGUUUAACCUUUCUUGGCUACACUUUUGUUAUUAUUACUUUUUUCCUUUUUUUUCUAUCUAACCGUUUAUUUUUCCUAUACAAUUUCUAUUCUUUCCCCAAAAAUAAUUCUAAAAGAAAACGACAAUAACUAAAGUCAUCAAACAAUUGUCUUACAUUCCAUGUUUCGAUUUUUUUUUCAGUGUUUCACCUGUUAAACAGUGACGGCGGCUUUGCUACCAUUUCGUUUAGCUUUAUCAUGUUAUUUUUACAACUCUUUCAACUGGGAAAUGUGAGGAAAGAUGGGUGUGCACUGAAAGUAGUUUUUUGAUCUAGUAAAAAUGUGUGUGUUUUUUGUUUUGUUUGUUUGUAUAAUUCAAUUUAUCUACUAGUUUUGGGCGAGCCUGGCUCCUCUCAGAAGUCAGGGCCAAACAAUUCUGACAUUUCGUUCAUUCGUUCGCUUUCAUUCCAGGUGAAGAUUUUUCUUAGUUCUUUUACUGUUUGGGGUAUUUGAAGGUGACGAGAAAGAGAGAGAAUUCAAGGAUUGUUUAUUUGUCGUUUAAAAUUUAGUUUAAAAUCAAUAGAUUUUUUUAAUUUGAACAUUGUUUGUAGCAACUAAUUUACAAUCAAAUUUUAGAAGUUGCAUUGUCAUAAUUUUUAAAAUCACUUUUAAAUAUUUCUCCAGCAGAAAUAUUCAAAGAAAAAAUAAUUUGACAGUACCACAAAAAAGUGUUUUCAUUAAACAUAAAUUUAAAAAAAUAUCAGGAUUGUGAAAAUGACUAACUUUGAGUUAACCACAAUUAUCAUGUUUGAAAUCUCAUUGCUUUAAUUUCGCUUCCCUCCUUUCCGUCGCGAAA